UAAACUGUAUAUUAUAAAAAGUUUUAUUUUGAUUUAUAAUAAUAUUAUACUUAUCCACGUUACCUAAAACGGAACGUUUUGUAAACAAGUUCAAACAAGUCACCGCAAAAUUUAAAUUUUGAGUUACUUAUGUACCUGCGGUAAUGUCGAGUUUCAAGUUUUGUAUUUUUUUUAAUUAGAUCUUUUUGAUAUGUUCAAUGAAAUCAUUUGUUUUUCUCAAUAUUUUGUAAACAAACAAAAUGUGCGAUCAUACAGUUGUGUUCUUAAAUCAAAUCUAUUGAAGAAAGAAGAUGCGGUUUUACACAAACACUUGUUUGAAGAUGAUUCUUUGGUUACGGACCUAACGCCGGAAUUUAAUAAUAUUUUAUUGAAGUUGAAGAAUAAUUUAAGACUAAAAUCAAAGAAUGAUUUCAGAGACAUUUUUACUUGUGAUAAAUUAAAAUCAGAGUUACAAUUUGUUAAUAAAAAAGAUGUUUUCACAGAUGCGUGGAAAUGCUUAAAUGAAAUAAUCCCGAAAGAAUUUUAUGGACAUAACAAAAAUUUUAAAAUAUUCCACCAAUUAAUCGAAAUAGUUAUUUACAGCAUGAAAUAUCAGCAUUUUAAUCUGAUCAGAUAUAUUGAAAAAUGGAAUUUUUGUACUUAUCCUUGGAAAAAUCUUCCACAAAUAACAUCAAAACAGAUUUUAUAUAAAAUUAUUAAAUGGAUAAUUCAAUAUAUUUUAUCACCAGUUAUCUGCAUUAAUUUUUAUGUCACCACAUGUAAAAUGGAUGCAGAUGAAAACAAACUAUACUUUUUCUGGAAACAUCAGUGGCAAAGCUUCUAUGACAAAAAAAUUGCUAGUCUAAUCCUUACUAAAACUAUUCUAAAGUAUGAUCCCUUUUCCAUGACCAAGAAAAUGAAAAAUAACUACAGUCUUUGUAGAAGGAAGGAAAUAAACAUGUUAAAAAAAGAUAUACCAAAACUGAGCAUUAUUUUAAAACCAAAUAAUGACUGCAGACCUAUAGUCCAAUAUAAAAAUAAGUUACAGACUAAUGCAGAAAAAUAUAGAAUCAAAGAAAGAUUAUUUUUUUUGAAAAUAUUAACUGGAAAAACAAAUAAGAAGAUUGAAUAUGAAUUUGGAACAUUGUAUGCAAAAUGGAUUGAAUUGAAUAAGCCCAAAGUGUACUUUGUCAAGACUGAUUUAAGUAAUGCUUUUGGAUCUAUUGAUACAAAUAGAUUGAUGAAAAUUUUGCAAGAAAGACAUUUGAGCUGUCAAAAAUCUGAGAAAAAUGCAUAUGCAAAGAAAAAACUUGCUCAGCAAUGCAGAGACAUGAUUGCAGAGUUGAGGAAACCAAUUUUCAUCCGUUCUGGUUCAACAGUUUUUGAAUGGAAAAAAGGCCUGGUACAAGGAUAUAAAUAUUCCCCAGCACUCUCUGACUUAUAUUACACACAUUUAGAUGAAAUUUAUUUUAAAGAACAUUUGGAGCCAGCCAGGCACCAAAUCAAGUUAUUUAUUAGAGUUGUAGAUGAUUAUUUGUACAUAACAGAUUCAUUGGAAGAUGCAAAUAAUUUUUUAAAAGCUUUAUCUAACUACAAAAAUGUUAAUUAUGAAAAGACCAUAGUUAAUUUUGAUCAUCCAAAUAUAAAAUAUUCAGAAGAAAUUACUUUCCUUGGAUAUACCUACAAUACCAUGAAUUGGCAUGUGAGCAGGGCAAAUAGUGUUUUUGUGGGACAAAUGUGUUACAAGAUUGCUUUUACUAGCGCAUUGUCGGACCCUUAUAAGUUUUUAGAGAACAGAAUUGGCCAGUCAGGAAUACAAGUAACAUGCCACAUAUUUAAUUUGGUCUAUAACACUGAAGAAAUGAUGUGGAGGCAUGUUUUUACAACAUUUUGUUUAUCAGCCAAUAAGUUCUGCACAAUUUAUGCAAUCAUUUGUAACAAGGAGAGUAUGAGGAAUUGUCUACAGGUUUAUAAGAAUAGAGUAACUGUGAAAUUAACUAACUCGAUUGUAGACACUUUGAUGAGAUUUAAACCUGCUGAUACAAAAUUUAUUUAUUGUAUUAACCAUUUCAGAUAUCUAUCAUGGUUGGCUUUAAGUUUAUGUGCUAAAAAAACUCUUAAAUGCACUGACAUGGUCCCACACAUUAAUGUUGAAAUGGCAAAAUCCAAUUGUAUUUUUGGUAAAUGGAAUGACCAUGCUAGUCAAAUUAGCAAAAGUGGUGAAGUUUUAAAACCAGCUGUGAAGGAAGUGUGUAGGAGAACUGAUUUUAGAGUAAUUUUUAAGACAUUUUAUUGUUUGCCAAAUGGGUUUGAGUGUUUUGAUCACAGAAUAAAAUGAUAUUUUUGUUAUAAAAGUUUUAUUUCUUAUACAAACUGUGGACAUCUUAAUUCUAAAAUACAAAACUCAGUCAAAAAACUGAAAAUGGAUGGAAAGUAUAACACAGUAAACUUAUUAAAUAUUAUAAACAUUACUCAAGGCACACAUGGACGGAUUUAAUAGCUGCUGAUAAAAAACCAUAUUUUUACUUAAAAUAAAAAGAUUAAGCUUAUAUAAUAAUUUAUCAACUAUGAUUGUAUUUAUUGCUACAGAUAAUAUCAAUAUAUUUAUAAAUGCAUACUAUUUUUUAUUUUACAUACACAUUAUUGAGUAGCUUAUUAGCUGCCCUCUACAAAAAGGUUAUAAUUAUUUUAUAUAUAGACUGGAAUGGAAAGACUUAUUACUAUUUUGAGAGUUAUAACAGUUCAAUAUUUGUAUAUAAAAAAAAAUAUUUUAAGUACUAAAAGAUACAACACUGUCACUGUAAUAUUUUAUGUCAUAUAUUGUUUAACAUAAUAGAUAUAAAAUAUAUUAUUGCUUUGAUUACUUAAACAUGAUUGGAAAAAGGGUUAACAUAAAAUUAUAGUAAGUAGUUACAAAUAACUGAGAAAUAAUAAUAAUACCUAAAGUUACAUAAUGUGGAAAUCAAAUGAUA
Messenger RNA from Manduca sexta (tobacco hornworm), 2951 nucleotides. RefSeq lists its product as uncharacterized. The coding region runs from base 191 to 2317 and encodes 708 amino acids. Gene Ontology annotation, biological process: telomere maintenance via telomerase. NCBI's taxonomy places the organism in Eukaryota, Metazoa, Arthropoda, Insecta, Lepidoptera, Sphingidae. The record is from RefSeq and is a predicted model, not a curated record. The transcript has a single exon. Gene Ontology annotation, molecular function: telomeric repeat DNA binding; telomerase RNA binding. Gene Ontology annotation, cellular component: telomerase catalytic core complex.